CUAAAUUGAAGAUAAAAGUAUUACUUGCAUAUUGUUAAAGCACAUAUAUAGUUCGAAUAAAGAGUUACAACUACAAUUGUAACAGUAAUAUAAUACAAGCAAAAAGUAUGAAUAUCAUUACUAUUAAAACAUUACUAAAAAGUCUAGCUGAACAGCUUUAUGUUCAAGAACAAAAAUUAGUGAAUUCGAAAAAGUCUGUCGAUUUAAAAAUUUUAUGCAGUUUAUUAAAACAAAAAGGUCAUGGUAUUGAUAUGACGUCAGUGGAAAAUUUCCUAAAAACAAAAACCAUUGAAGACAACAAAAGGGAAAAUGACAGAGUGAGGCAAGUAAUUUUCAAAUGUUUAAAAGUUAUAUUUCAACAAACAAAUCAAGACGAGAGGUUUCAUUAUUUCCAAGAACUUAAACAAAUCAUAUACCAUGGUAUAACUCAGAAAUUGUUAAAAUUAAAACAAGUGGAAUCAUUGCUAACCGAAGAAGAAUAUAACAAGAUUACAAGGCACUACAUUCCUUGCGUAAAAUUAGAAAUAAUAUUAGAAAUGUUUGAAACAAAGGAGAGAAGUCCAAAUUACUCUAAAGAUGUGAUAGUGUUGAUUGAAGAGUUGGUUGAGUAUUUGAAACAACCGUUUCUUUUACGAGAAGAAAUCUAUGAAAUCGCCAAAAAUACAUUACCAGAUAAUAAUUACAAACUUACAGGAUAUCGUUUAGAAUCAGCCGAGGACUGUGGUGGUUUUUUAAGUGACUAUGCUAAACUAGAAAUCUCGUUCGAUGAAAAAUGUGUCUAUAGGUAUUUUAUUAAACUUUUACCGAAAGAACCAAAUGAUCUCCAUGAAGUUCUCACCAAGCAUUCAUUCCACAAAGAGCUUUUAUUUUACAAACUGUUCAUUUCAACGUUAAAACAACUUGGUGCAGUGCAUUUGGACUUCUUGCCUGAAUGUUAUAUGGUGGGUGAAGACUUUAUAGUAUUAAAAGAUCUUGGCUUUGAAGGAUAUUCUUCUAUUGACAAAUUUACUUGUGAGUAUAGUCAUUUAUUAUUUGUUAUUAGACAGCUAGCAAAAAUGCAUUCAUUGUCUAUAAUUUUUGAAGAAACAUUGAGCAAAACACUCGGUGAAAAGGUAGAAAUAGACCAAUAUUUUCCAGGUGUGGUUAUUGAGAGUCAGUUUCUUCCACAUGAGUUAACGGAAGCACACAUUCAGCAUUCUGCGUGUGUGUUGAAGAGAUAUCCACAUUUAGUUAAUAAUUCCUUAAAAGAGAUUAAAGAAAAGGCAGUUAAAAAGCUCAAUGAAAUCUACGAGGUUGUAAAAAAAUCUGAAAAGUACAGGAACGUUAUAACACAUGGUGAUUUGUGGAUGAAUAACCUCUUUUACAAAACCGACUCAAAUAAGCAACUAGAACACUGUGUUCUUUUAGAUUUCCAGUUGAUAAGGUAUGCACCACAAGCUUUAGAUAUACUAAUGCUAUUACAUAUAAAUACUACAAAAGAAGUUAGAGAAAAACACAUGGAAGAUCUUCUUCAUGUCUACUAUUCCGAUCUUAGGUCUAUCUUGCAUAAUUUUGAUAUUGAUCUAGAAAAAAUAACUCCUUUUGAUGACCUGGUGCAAAGUGUCAACGACUUAAAGUUGUUUGGAGUAUUUGUCGGCACCUUCAUGAACAAUUUUGUAAGUUUACCCAAAGAAAAGUUCAACGAAAUUUUAAAGGAUCCCAAAGUUGACUUUUGGUUUAACCCUAAAGACAGAGAAGAAGCGAUUCAAUCACUUUGGGAUGAUGUAGAUCCACUGUGGAAGAAAAAAAUUGAAGAAAACGCUGAAGAACUGGUUGAACUAUGUAAGAAUAUAUAAAAUAUUAUGUAUUUACUUUAAUAAAGAUUUAUUUUGAUAACAAAAUUUAAUUUACUAUCAACCAUGAUAAGUUAGGAUUAAAUUGUUAGUUUUUAAGAUGAUGUGUCUUAUGUUUCUUUAAGAUUAAUACAACACUCAAAAACACUUUAUGGACAAAUAGUAAAGAAUUUUGUCGUCAUAUCUGUAUACAUGUGUUUGACAGUUGAAAUGUGUAGUAUGAGAUAUUAUAUAAAGACUUUUAUCAAG
Diabrotica balteata is the source of this 2081-nucleotide messenger RNA. NCBI's taxonomy places the organism in Eukaryota, Metazoa, Arthropoda, Insecta, Coleoptera, Chrysomelidae. The record is from the annotation of a GenBank genome assembly.